AUGGUGGACCUCAAGUUUGAGCGCCAACUAGCUGCCCGGCCGUAUGCCUACCAGGGAACUCGCCAGCACAGCGGCCCGGGGGCGGUAUCAUCUGGCAACGGCGGACGCGGAAGCCCGGGACUGGUCUUUGAUGUGAAUGCGUUCAGUCCGGCUUUGCAAACUUGCCGCUUGGAUCGGCGGCUGAAGUUUGCGCUGCGCAAGGCACCAGCUGCCCGAACGGACGAGGAUGUUAAGCAAAUUCUCCUGCUGGUCUUGCAGCUCAACUUGUUUCAAACCUAUAGUCAGGUCCCACCCCAAGCUUUGGCUGCAAUUCUACGCUAUGAUAGCUUCAGUGCACAUCGCGUGGUCAUCCGUCAUGGUGGUGGUGCACAAAAGGUUGAGUUUUCCAACCCCAUUCCCACGUCACCCCCCGUUCCCACGUCACCGCCGUUCCUUUGGUUCUAUUCGCUCAAUGGUGUCCCAGGAGAAAUGUUUGGCGAAAUGGCGCUGUUGGACAAGUACAACGUUCGCACGGCGACCGUGGUCAGUCAAACACACGUCGAAUUGGUGUGGUUAGCCCGCACUGAUUUGGAUGCCACGCUGCAGCGCGUGCGAUCAGCCCAGCGCACAAGCAUGUCUGCCGCUUUGCGAUCGCACCAUGUGUUUGCCUCGGCCACGACCGACGAACUGGCUGGGGUGUUGGAGUGGACACAGCGUCUGCAGCUGCGUCCAGGGCAGGUGCUGGAGGCCCUGCCCGGCCACCAGAGCCAAGGCCAGCGUCAGCGUCAGCCACUCUACUUGUUGGUAAAAGGCACGGCCGUGCUGGUCCGGCGCAUUCCUGUGAAUCUUCAUCGCGACCGUAUCCGCCUCGUCUAUCGGCCAGGUAGCGAUACGCACGUUCUCUUGACAACGGGGCGCUUGGAGGCAGGGCAACUGAUACCGCGGCUUCCUCGAGACCGUGUGGUGGUCAGCGAGACGACGACCGUGUGGCUGCAGAUCGAACGCGAGGGCCUCAGCACGGCUGCACAGGCUCGCGCCGUGUUCCACCUGUGGCGGGACAUGCGCUUUCUCAGCACCGCUGGGAACUGGCUCGGCUCCGCUACUGCCACAGCCUCCGCCAAGCAAGGCCCCACGCCCCUGCCCACCACCACCGCGCAGCCCUUGCCGCCUAAGCUCGGCGCAUUGCGCAAGCGUGAGCAAACGCUUUGUUUUGAAAAUGAAUCUACAUUAUCCCUUAUUAUCACGACCGUAACCACCAUCAAACCCGCGGCCCCUAAAGCAAUGUGGAGAGAGAGAGCCAGCGGACGAACAACUCUCAAGCUCUCUCUCUCUCUCUCUCUCUCUCUCUCUCUCUCUCUCUCUCUCUCUCUCUCUCUCUCUCUCUCUCUCUCUCUCUUUUUCUUCUCUGCCUAUUUGGAAGCCUCCUCGUACCGCAUUAGUCUGCCUGGACGCUACUCUGCUGCUUGGGCCGGCUCCGUGUCAGGGUUUAUCCCAAGCCGCAGUCGACGAUCCCCGGAGUCAGUGGCGCCGUCCACCAUGGCUUCGCAAGCCGAGGUCGAAGGCUAUGUCUCGGCCUUUAAUGAGCUUGAACCCCAAUCAGGCCGCGUCAGCAUUGCCACGGCUGCCGCCGCCUUUGCCACGACCGAGCUACCUCGCGAUCAGCUCGAAGCCAUCUUAAACAUUUGUGACAAUGCCAGCUGUGGUGCACUCACCAAGAAUGAAUUUAUCGUCGCGAUGCAUCUCGUCACCCAGAAGCGUGGCUCCGCGACAGAGCGACCCCCCAACCCAACCGCUCACACCCGCGCCACCUUUGCUUUGGCCGAUGCCUCCCAGACCAAAAGCAAAUACCACAUGCUCUUUGAUCGAAUCAACCCAGGACAGACGCGCAUGCCCGAGGGCACCGCCAAGGCUUUGCUGGCCAAGGCCGAGCUUGAUUCUCGGCUCGCUCAACACGUUUGGCGCCUCGCCGACCAAGAUCAAGACAACUGCCUGAGCCGCAACGAAUUCGUAAUUGCAAUGCAUGUAUCCACUUUGGCCAAACUCGGUCACACGCUACCCCGCACCCUCUCCCCGGCCUUUUUGAGCUCCGUUGACAUGGGCUUCGGUGCUUCAGCAGCACCAGAAGACUCGGAUGACGAGUCUGAUUUGGGCUCUGCCCCGCCCUCGCCGCCUCCAGAUCCCGAUACGCUUCCGUCAUCAGACGAGGAGGAAGAAGAUGGUCCAGCCAACGCAUUAACCUCGGUAGUGCCCCCGCCUUCCGCCCAGUUGGAUCUACAAGCGCAACUGCAAGACCUUCAGCAGCUCCGGUCUCCUAUGAAAGUUGCACCAACUGCAGCACCCCCCUCGGUCUCCGAAACUGCCAAUCAAACAGCGCCCGUGACGCCACAGGCCCAGAUGUCCCCAGCUUCCCCCGAACCUGCUCUGCCCCGCGAAGUGCCGCAGCCUGGACCCGAGCCUGAGCCUAGCCAAACAGCUCAAGUGGUGUCUGAGACGCCUGCUCCAUCGGCCCCUGCGACCCAGGCCAUGUCCACCACGCCCACAGUUGUAGAGGCCGAUGAGGCUGACAACGUCGAUGAGGCUGACAACGCCAACGAGGCUGGCACCGUCAACGGCGCGCCUGUCAUGCCGGCCUCGGCACCCCCUACCAUUGCUACUCAGGGUCUUGCUUCCUCUCUACCGCUGCCGCGGAAGUAUCGAGAUCAGCGUACCGAGCAGACUGAAGACCCCACACGCCGCCGAAGUAGCAAUUUGAGCUUUCGCGAUGAACACGGCGGCCCGUUGGUGGAGGAGCACGCAACCUACAGCAGCGAAGAGUAUGACCGUGGUGAUCACGAUCUAGAUGUGGAACGAAAUCACAUUGAUGCCUCCAUCGAGGCCACUCAGAGCUCACUUCAAUCCGAGAGUGAACAAUUCGACUCGGAGCUGGCCAGCCUACGCGAGCAGGAGCGCGAGCGUGAGCGUCUCAGGGAAGAACGAGAGGCCAGCUUGGCGCGUCUUUCAGCUGCCCAGGCAGAAGCUGCUGCUGCUGCUGCUGCUGCUCAGCAAAAGGCAAAGGAGGCCGAAGAGCGACUGGAACGACUGCGCUUAGCUGACGAAGAGGAGGCGGCCAAGAAGCAAGCAGCAAAGGAUGCUCAACGUCAAGCAGAAGAAGAAGCGGCUGCGAAGCGUGAAGCCAUGGAGGUGGAGGCCAGGGCGGCCGCCGACGCCGAAGCCAAGGCGAAGGCAGCUGCAGAAGCUGAAGAGAAGGCCAAGGCAGACGCCGAAGCCAAGGCGAAGGCAGCUGCAGAAGCUGAAGAAAAGGCCAAGGCAGAUGCUGAAGCCAAGGCCAAGGCUGCUGCAGAAGUCGAGGCCAAGGCCAAAGCGGCUGCAGAGGCGGAGGAACAAGCUGCUGCAGAGGCCCAGGCCAAGGCCAAAGCGGCUGCAGAGGCGGAGGAGCAAGCAGCUGCCGAGGCCGAAGCCAAGGCUAAAGUAGCUGCCGAGGCCGAAGCCCAAGCGGCUGCAGAGGCCGAAGCCAAAGCCAGAGCCGCCGCAGAGGCCGAAGCCAAGGCUAAAGCAGCUGCCGAGGCCGAAGCCCAAGCGGCUUCAGAGGCCGAAGCCCAAGCCAAAGCCGUCGCAGAGGCCGAAGCCAAGGCCAAGGCGGCGGCAGAGGCUGAAGCUGAGGCCAAGGCUCAAGCAGCAGUCAGCGCGACAGCGGCUGAACGUCAGACUGAAUUCAGGCCUGUUCUACCUUCAUCUGCUUCCCCCGCUCUGCCAAUGAACACGGCCCCGAGCUCCGACAACAAUGCCGCAGAGUCAGACUUUGCCGAGAUCCAGCGUUUGCGGCUGGAAGAGAAGCGGCGCGAACGCGAAGAGCGGCGCAAAGCUCGCAAGCAGCAGCGUGAGGAGGAGGAACGUCGCCAUCGCGCCAGCGUGGAGGCUGUGCAAUCCCUGACCUUCACCUUGGACCAAGCUGUGAAGCUCGUUGACUUGGAAACGCCCAUCGAAGAGGCACUGGAGCCGCCAUCACCUUCCAAAGGCACUGCGAGUUCAGCGCCGGCGUCUUCGUUGUCUGCCUCCUCUACUAUCAAGUCUGACACCACCACACUUGGCGGCCAACCCAGCCUCCCCACGGUUCAACCGCCUGCAUUGUCACUGAGUCAAGGGCCGAGCUUGCCUGCAAGCCAGCCUCCCAAGCUACCUGACGCCACCCCUGCCCAGGAGGCUCCCGAAGCAGCAGCAACCACGAAUGCAACGCCCGCCUCUGGUUACAACAAUGACCUCGGCUAUCGUCGCAACUCCAAUGCCGCUCGUGCAGCCGCAUUGGCCACAAAUCGCUUCCAGCGUAGCUCGCGUGAAGAUCGCGCAGCCUUCUUUGAAACUGGUUCAACUUCAGGUACCGUAGCCAGUAACGUUGAUGCGACCAUCAGUGAGCCGACCAAUGCAAAGGCGCCUGAGCCAGAGGUUGCAGUCCCCACCGCAGACCCUGCUAUCCCAGAGCAGGACGAAACCUCAGAGGAUGCAGCAAAUGCGGGCACCUACUACAUGGUUUCUCCCUCUGGAUCCGCUUUUCUUUCAGAGCAACAGCGAGCCGAGGCUGAGCGGCAACGCGUAGCCAAACAGGAGGCAUUGGCUCGAGCUGCCACCAAGGUGGUGGCGGAACAGAAACGCGAACAAGAAUCCGAAUGGGUUCCUCCGUCGCAGCGUGUUGGCACGAUCGGCAGCCCGGACAUUGAGCGUCGUCGUCAAAGCAUUACGGGACCCGGGCAUUCGAGCGUACGCGCCGCUGCUGCCGCUGCCGCUGCCUCAAAACCAUCUCGUGGGGCUGAACAUCGCAGUAGCAUUAGCCUUGUUGCCCCGGUUCAGCGUUCGCCCUCUCCUCCCCCCGUGGUGCAAGAGACGUCUGCCCCUGCACCAAGUGCACCCGCCCUGGCUACACAAAGCCAGACUGUGCACGAGGAAAGCCCACGUCAGCGUCUAGGAAGUGUGGCUGCUCGCAUUGCCGCAUUUGGAGGAGAAGCAGCCAAGGCACCCCCCUCAUUUCGAACCAACUCGGUCAGCUCGCAAAAAAAGCCAGGGUUUGCAGUUACACCGGCCCCAAUCGCCAAGACAUCCCCAGCCCCGGUACAGGCCCAAGAGUUUCAGCCUGCGCCUCUCUCGCGCCGGCGCAGUUCCUUUUCGAUUCAGCCACUUGUGGGUGGCGGUGCUUCACAGCCUGUUUCGUCUUCCCAACCGGAGCCAGAGCCCGCAGCUGUGACGUCGAACGUCUCACGAAACCCCAUCACUGACCGGCGCGCCAUGUUUGAGCGUGGAUCCACGAGUGCACCCAACAAGGCGCCUAGUGAACCGACGUCAUCUUCGAACUCGGUGUCCGGUGCCCGUGGUUUUGCGGCGUUCAACACAUCGCGCAACACGCCUAACACGGGCCUCCGGACCCAUGCCUCGUUUGGAGGUGUGAAAGCGGCGGCCCCAGUGACCGAGCCAGGCGCCGCUCAAGCCACGGGGGCCACCAGUGUUGCGAAAACCGUCAACCGCUUUGGGACUCCCAUGUUCUCUGCUAGCUCUGCUGGAACUGGGAUUGCUCGUUCCAACACUGUUUCGCACUCGACAGCGCCCACUGCCAGCUUCAAAACGAGUGCCAACGUGGGUGCAGCAAGCUCAGCCUCACCGCCGGCUUCCCCGUCAAGCUCAACGGCCAGCACUGGCGGUGGUGGUGCCACCUUCCGCGCUCGUGCAACCACCCAGCCGGCCUCAAGCCUCAAUAGCUCCACCGACUCAACCUCUGCGAAGCAGGUGAAGCCGGGCUGCUGCCAAGUGUGUGAGCGCCAAGUGUACAUGAUGGAGAAGAUCCAAGCGGAUGGUAAGACAUAUCACAAGACGUGCUUUCGAUGCCGCGAGUGUAACCGCACCCUGUCCACGGGCACGUAUGCUGCCGUCCAUGGUGCAUUGUACUGCAAGCCCCACUUUAAACAGAAAUUUCGCGAAAAGGGCAACUACGAUGAGGGAUUUGGCCAAACUCAGCGCAAGUACGAUUUUUCCAAGUGA
This is a messenger RNA of Monosiga brevicollis MX1, 6000 nucleotides long. RefSeq lists its product as uncharacterized. Bases 1 to 6000 code for a protein of 1999 amino acids. Gene Ontology annotation, molecular function: calcium ion binding; actin filament binding. Gene Ontology annotation, biological process: actin filament bundle assembly. The transcript is spliced from 15 exons. Lineage: Eukaryota; Choanoflagellata; Craspedida; Salpingoecidae. Gene Ontology annotation, cellular component: actin cytoskeleton; plasma membrane. The record is from RefSeq and is a predicted model, not a curated record.